AUGGACAAGAAAGGCAGUAAUAUGAAAGUUCCAGAUGUCCCGGAUUCAGCACUUCUGAUCCGUGGCUCCAAUGGACAAAUGUUUGCGGCGUUGCAAUCAGAUCCGACAUUUUCUGGCACACCAACUCAACCACCUUCGGUCGAUCCUCUACCUAGAAGCACAACUACCUCAGGAGAGCUAAUCGUGCCGACGCUAUGA
Messenger RNA from Rhinocladiella mackenziei CBS 650.93, 198 nucleotides. RefSeq lists its product as uncharacterized. NCBI's taxonomy places the organism in Eukaryota, Fungi, Ascomycota, Eurotiomycetes, Chaetothyriales, Herpotrichiellaceae. The transcript has a single exon. The record is from RefSeq and is a predicted model, not a curated record. The coding region runs from base 1 to 198 and encodes 65 amino acids.